This is a messenger RNA of Populus euphratica (Euphrates poplar), 1317 nucleotides long. RefSeq names its product 2-alkenal reductase (NADP(+)-dependent)-like. Gene Ontology annotation, molecular function: 2-alkenal reductase [NAD(P)H] activity. NCBI's taxonomy places the organism in Eukaryota, Viridiplantae, Streptophyta, Magnoliopsida, Malpighiales, Salicaceae. Bases 54 to 1100 code for a protein of 348 amino acids. The record is from RefSeq and is a predicted model, not a curated record. The transcript has 5 exons.
AUCCUCUGUCUACAUUACAGAGACGAACUGAAGCGACAACCGUGAAGUGAAAAAUGGAGAGUGAUGCUGGUGAAGUGGUGAGUAACAAGCAAGUGAUCUUCAAGGACUACGUGCCUGGUGUUCUUAAAGAGUCAGACAUGUACAUCACUACUAGUACUAUCACACUCAAGGUCCCAGAAGAUUGUACUAACGGUGUUCUUGUAAAAAAUCUUUACUUGUCUUGUGAUCCUUACAUGAGAAACCGAAUGAGAAACUUUCAGGGCUCUUAUAUUUCUCCCUUGAAGCCUGGUUCGCCUGUAAGUGGGCGUGGAGUGGCUAAAGUUUUGGAUUCAAGGCAUCCGGAUUAUAAAAAGGGCGACUGCAUUUGGGGAAUGACUGGAUGGGAAGAGUACAGUCUGAUUACAGCAACAGAGACACUAUUUAAAAUCCAUGAUAAAGAUGUGCCCCUUUCCUAUUAUACUGGAAUUCUUGGAAUGCCGGGUUUGACUGCUUAUGCUGGCUUCUAUGAAAUAUGCUCUCCUAAGAAAGGGGAGUUUGUUUUCAUAUCAGCAGCCUCUGGUGCAGUUGGUCAGCUUGUCGGGCAGUUUGCAAAGUUGUUAGGUUGCUAUGUUGUCGGAAGUGCUGGAAGCAAAGACAAGGUUGAUUUGUUGAAGAAUAAGUUUGGCUUUGAUGAUGCUUUCAACUACAAAGAAGAGCUCGACUUGGAUGCAGCAUUGAAAAGGUACUUUCUUGAUGGCAUUGAUAUUUACUUUGAAAAUGUUGGAGGAAAAAUGCUUGAUGCAGUACUACUCAACAUGAGGGUCCAUGGGCGAAUUUGUGUUUGUGGAAUGGUCUCACAGUACAAUCUCGAGCAGCCCGAAGGUGUUCAUAACUUGAUGCAUCUUGUGCCGAAACGCAUUCAUAUGGAGGGUUUCUUGGUCUAUGAUUUCUUUUACCUGUUCCCAAAAUAUCUAGACAUGGUUCUGCCUUACAUCAAACAAGGAAAGAUUGUGUAUGUGGAAGACAUAGCAGAAGGCCUUGAAGGUACUCCGGCAGCUCUAACUGGACUCUUCGCCAGCCGCAAUAUUGGAAAACAAGUGGUUGCAGUUUCUCGUGAAUGACUUUUUUAACACCUGCAUUUUACUUCGAUCAUGAUCAUUGCUGUUUGUCAAAGCAUUAUUCUUGGAUACACAGCCAGGUACUUUCGAAAGCCUGGUGCCGUCACUGUGAUACUCCAACUAUUUUUCCUUGUCUCUAAUUAAAGAUAGUUGAAGUUAUGUAUCAGUAUUGACAUAUAUUCCUAUUGCCAUGUGUUAUUCCUAAACAUUUACAAUACUU